AUGGAUGACGACGAUGAUUUUUUCGUGUUGGAUAGAAAGGGUUCUGAUCAGCAGCUCAAGGAAAUGGUGCAGCAGGCAAAGGUGAUUAAGAAAAAAGUCAAGAAGCAGAAACAACAGAAGAAGCAGCAGAAGCGACACAGCGAUAUAUUGGAAUCAAAAGAAAAUACCCGCGAUAUUCUAAAAACCCUGACCACUGCCCGAACCCCUAGUUUGUCUAAUGGCUCGCCCAGCAACAUAGAUAAGGGGAUCAUUCCGCAAAGCGAAGCAGUAUCAAAUAUCAUGAAGGAAAUUCAGGAAGUGGAACGCGAGGACUUGAUGACGAGGCAGAAAUUGCAAAAUAAGUUUAAAAAAACUGGUAAUGCAUUGAAGCGUUCUAUCCUGAUAGAGAAUAACAAGGAGAAACAGGAUGACGAUAUAUUGCGAAUUAAGAGGAAGUUCAAUAAGGUAUCUUCACAAAUAAAGCAGACAGUACUGAACAGUUCGACUAAGCUGGUGUCGUUACAAGAAGAAAAGGGAAGAGUUUAUCAGUUCAAGAUCAUUUCUAAAUUACCAGGGACAGAAGGAUUUGAAGUCAAAGUUAACAUUACUGGUGAUAAGAAGUUUAAGAAAUUGAUCCUUGCCUGUUUGAAACAUCUUGCCGGAAAAUAUCACAUCGAAGAAAAAAAUCGACUGGCAUAUCUGGUUGUUAAUGUUUUAUUACUCUACAAAUCAAAGAUCAAAAUUCUAGAUUACAUGAUGCCAAGCUAUCUCGGUUUGCCUGCUCCAUUGGUCACUGGUGAAAAAACAUUUGCUACCGUAUACAUCAUGACCAAAGAACAAGCAAACAACUUGGACCAAGAGGCAGAAGCAAUAAGUAGUGUUAUGUUGAACGAUAAUGAAGAUGAUAAUUCUAACGAUGCACAAGAAACUAGCGACUACGAAGCCGAAAUUUUCGAUGGUGAGGAAAUUGAAGAUGUUAAUGAUGCAGAUGCAGACAACGAUGAUUAUUUCACUAUUGUGUUGAAGGAUAAGGAUAAUGAAAAACUAGAGAUAAAGGUUUCUAAAGACACUUCUUUGCGCAAAGUUGUGGAUCACUAUGUUAAAAAGAAGGGUCUUACAGCCUCCCCAAAGAUUGAUUUGAUAUUUGAUGAUGAGAAAUUAGGUCUUGAUUUGACCGUUGGUGAUACUGAAUUGGAGGAUGAAUACUCGGUAGACGUGGUUGUUCACUAA
Molecule: messenger RNA, 1209 nt
Organism: Saccharomycopsis crataegensis
Lineage: Eukaryota; Fungi; Ascomycota; Saccharomycetes; Ascoideales; Saccharomycopsidaceae
Gene: ESC2
Product: Esc2p
Exons: 1
Coding region: 1-1209 (402 amino acids)
Source: RefSeq, a predicted model, not a curated record